Molecule: messenger RNA, 1701 nt
Organism: Heterobilharzia americana
Lineage: Eukaryota; Metazoa; Platyhelminthes; Trematoda; Strigeidida; Schistosomatidae
Source: the annotation of a GenBank genome assembly
AUGGAGACUCAGGCAAAACUGGCGCCUGUUGACAGGUACAACUUAGCUUACAUAUUCCUUUUUUUACAUGGCAUUGGAUUUCUCAUACCGUGGAACGUAUUCAUCAACGCUCGUGAGUAUUUUGUUGAUUUCAAACUGAACACAACAAUAAGUUACAAUGCUGACUAUCGUACUAAUCUUCUAAGUUAUUUUGGUCUCGCUGCACACUUCCCUAGUUUGUGUUUCGCCGCAUGGAAUACAUUUUAUCAGAGUGGUUCAAUGAACUCCAAAUCACACUUCCGAUUUUUGGGAUGCAUGAUUAUCGAAAUCAUUGUUCUUGUGCUUACUAUUAUUCUGGCCUUGAUCGACACAUCAACCUUCCCGAGGAUAUUUUUCUUCAUCACGAUUGCAAGUUUAGUGAUCAUUAAUUGUUGUGUAGGAAUACAUCAAACUCUUACAUUCGGGAUAGCUGCAGUAUUACCUAUGAAAUAUUCAAACGCUGUUAUUGUGGGCUCUAAUGCAUGUGGCGCGAUCAUUUCAAUAGUGAAUAUUGUCGUAAAAUCACUAACCAUCAGCCAAGUUAGGUCACAAAAGUCAAUAGUUAUUGCUGCUGUCAUCUUUUUCCUUUCUGCAACACUCAUUAUCCUGGCAUGUGUCAUAACAUUCUUCUGGCUGCAACGUUUAAAAUUCGUUCGCUAUUAUUCUAGAUUUCAUAAAUGCGUAAGUGAUACAAAUGAAUCAAGAAGCUCUUCGCAAAAUGUUCUUAAUACUUCAUUUAAUAAUAAUGUCAAUGGUAUCAUUGAAAAGCCAGCACAAGACGGUUUGUUAAUAUCAACUGGUUGGAAUGGGAAUCAUCAAAUUAUGGAUCAUUAUAGUCCACAGAUUAGUAAAACUGAUUAUGAAGAAAAUGAUUGGGAAUCGCCGACAAUUGGUACACAACUAGUUACAACAGCAACAGCUUCAGUAUCACCAACAUCCGAAAACACAAUUUACGUUAACAAUAAACUGUCAACUAACCAAACAAAUGACUCAAGUAAACUAAAACAGCAGCAACAACAUCUGAAAGUGACAGGGUUGAAGAAGUAUAGUUACGCCCAGGAAAAUAAUUGGUAUAUCUUUCGAAAUUGUUUUGGUUUGUGUUGUUUUAAACCGCCUGUUGGUAAGGAGCGAUGUCUAGAUUAUUGGUCAAAAUAUACUUUAACAAUCAGAGAGUGUUGGGUUCAUUGUUUGAAUAUUUGGUGUGUAUUUUUUUGUUCGCUGUCCAUAUUUCCGGCAGUUCAAUCUCGAAUUAGACCAGUUAAUCCAGAAUAUUUCAUUUCACCUCUCUGGUUCGUUGAUGUGACUUGUUUCCUAUUUUUCAAUCUGUUUGCAAUGCUUGGCUGUAUUUUAUGUAACUGGAUUCAAUUCCCGGGACCACGUUAUCUAUGGAUUCCUGUAUGGUUGCGGACAUUAUUCUUCAUCCCAUUCUAUUUAUCAUGUAAUUUCUCAAUUGAAAACCCUCAUUUGCCUGUUCUCAUCACAAACGAUCAUAUAUAUGUAUUAGGUUGCAUUAUAUUUUCAUUUACUAAUGGAUAUCUUGCAUCACUUGGCUUAAUGUAUGCACCAAGAUGUUGUCCACCUGACCGAGCCCCUUUGGGUGGAAUGUUCGGCGGAUUCUUUCUGAUACUCGGAGUGUUUACCGGAGUUUAUGCUUCUCGAGGCUUCAAUAGUCUUAUAUAUUAA